GUGCAUUCAAUGCGCCUAUCUUCCCCGGAACAUAUUAUACAAUACACACGAAAUAUACAAAGCGGCCGGAUGUUUUAACAAAUACAUAGGAGACAAUAGUUUUCCUAGUUGUCUGCAUGGGAUUGUCAGCGGCCCACGGGCCGCCGCGGGAACGCGAUAAUGAAGAAAUGGCUAUCGGAAGGAAGGUAAAAAAGAAUGGGGCCAAGUGGUGCGGCAUGGCCAAGGUGUGCAACCACGACCGGGUGCCGGUCUGCGGCGCCAACCACGUCGGAGACAUCAUGGGGUUCCGCGACCUCUGCGACAUGUUCGACUUCAACUGCAUCCGGAGAAGGAACUAUAGACAAAUCAAUUGUCCUGAAGACAAAUCAGUCCUGACGGCAUCACGGCGACCCACGGGCACCUUCUACGAUGAAUAA
Molecule: messenger RNA, 416 nt
Organism: Pectinophora gossypiella (pink bollworm)
Lineage: Eukaryota; Metazoa; Arthropoda; Insecta; Lepidoptera; Gelechiidae
Exons: 4
Coding region: 117-416 (99 amino acids)
Source: RefSeq, a predicted model, not a curated record